CAGAGAUGAAUUUCCUAUAUUUAAGGGCUUACUUCUCAGGGGCCAACUUCCGUCAGAAUUGCCGGGAUGGCAAAUUCAUAUCGCCAAGACUGAUCCACGACAGCUGAAACGAAUGCUGCUUCUGCAGUCACUGGUCAAGUUUGUUUCCAGCGCGGCUGCCUUCUUCACCGACGGCAAAAGAGUCAAUCCACUCAUCGAAUCGAACCCGUCCAUUCGGUUGCCAGACAACGGCCGAUGGGCAACUCAGUUCCCGGACUAUUGGCACUACUCGAGCGAUGAUGUACCUGACGCUGUGUUGCAUCUGAAGGCAAGGGAAACUCAGCUUGGUAGGUAUUGUGUUGGUGCUGGCAGCGGUCAAACCGGAUACGUCUCUCUUGCAAAUGGUACGCGACAUCUCUACUUUGUAUUGUUUGAGUCACGCCGUGCGCCCCUGCAUGAUCCUCUGGUCCUGUGGCUCAAUGGUGGGCCAGGCUGCUCAUCCAUUGGUUAUGGUCUCUUGACAGAGCAUGGUCCGUGUCUCAUCGAUGGCGAGUCAACGAGACGCAACAAGCGCUCCUGGAACAACAUAGCCAACAUGCUAUACGUUGAUGAGCCUGCCGACACAGGUUAUUCCUUUACCACUGGUGGGCCGACCGCGAAGCGAGCUUCUGCUGCGGCUGAUGAUUUGGUUGCACUUAUUCAGCUGCUCAACAAGGUUUUUCCUCCGUUUCAAAACCUACCACUCCAUCUGACUGGUGAAUCGAACGCAGGAAAGCACCUGCCCUACCUUGCCAAGAAGCUGAUCGAAUUGAAUAAGGAUGCAACUAAGCCGCAGAUUCCACUUGCAUCCAUGAUAUUGGGUAAUCCAGCUUUUGAUUUCUCCAUACAGAUGCCGGCCUGGUUUGACUAUGCUUGCUCCAAUGCUAGUUCCAUUGGCCGCCUGUUCAACACAAGCACCUGCACAGAUAUGCAGUUGCGUCACGCGCGAUGUCAGAAACAUUGGGCGAGGUUUGUCAAAGCUCGAAGCGCAGGGAAGUUCUCGCACAAGCUUGACGUGAAGGCCCGUAACUAUUGCGUUGACAAGAUUCAACACGCUAGCCAAGACGCUGGUUACGAUCUCUACGACGUUCGCCGCCGUUGUCCGGAUCAAUCAGGAGACUGUGAUUCACUGCCAGGUCUUGCAGAACACUUUCUACGUCGAGCUAAUGUGCGAAAAGCUUUCGGAAGUCAGACCAAAGGCUUCUCUUUGUGCAAUUCAACAAUCUUCGGCUUUAGUCUCGACAAUGGAGAUUACUCAGAAACGAUCACUCCAACCUUGGUGCCUAUUCUCGAGUUCGGACUACCCAUCUUGCUCUACGUUGGCGAAAAUGACUUUGUGUGCAAUUACAUCGGGGUUGAAAAGUAUCUUGACUCGCUGUUCUGGUCAGGCAGCACAGGCUACUCCCAAUCGAAGCAGACUGCGCGCAAGUGGGAAGGAGGUUUCGGUUGGUCUUACAAGAACUUGGUCUAUCUCCGUGUGGCAAAUGCAGGUCAUGCCGUGCCUGAAUCUCAGCCUGCCAUAGCACUUGAGCUGCUAGCGAGAUGGCUCAAAAAGGGUACGUCAUUUUUUUGAGCGCAUCGCUGUAUGUCCGCCACGGCCCAGGUCAUUUCAAGUCCUGAACACUGCUGGGUUACUUGCCGGGACAAUUUGUCAUAAACUCCACCUUGCAUCUCAACAACUUUUGGAUAGAGCUCUUUCAAAGAAUCUAAAUGCUUAAAAUCUCAAGCAGUGCUUCUCUUGUGUCCAAUGUGUCACAUCGACCGAGCGAGAAUCUGGAAAUACUAAUCCAAAGCUGGGAGACUCUCUGUUCUUGAAAUUCAGGGGAAAUUUUAUUGGAGACUUUGGGACGGCAAGUCCUUUGUGCCAAGAAAAACGUGUCUCAGACCCGGCUCUGGCAUCCCUGAAUAGCCUGGCGACUUCAACAUGUUGGAUCAGAGGCAGCAGCUGACCCAAAACAUCCCAACAAUCUGACACAGUCGGCAUACACCGGCAGA
Molecule: messenger RNA, 2013 nt
Organism: Protomyces lactucae-debilis
Lineage: Eukaryota; Fungi; Ascomycota; Taphrinomycetes; Taphrinales; Protomycetaceae
Product: Alpha/Beta hydrolase protein
Exons: 3
Coding region: 113-1591 (492 amino acids)
Biological process (GO): proteolysis
Cellular component (GO): fungal-type vacuole
Molecular function (GO): serine-type carboxypeptidase activity
Source: RefSeq, a predicted model, not a curated record